Messenger RNA from Amblyraja radiata (thorny skate), 1971 nucleotides. RefSeq lists its product as uncharacterized. The coding region runs from base 62 to 1699 and encodes 545 amino acids. NCBI's taxonomy places the organism in Eukaryota, Metazoa, Chordata, Chondrichthyes, Rajiformes, Rajidae. The transcript is spliced from 17 exons. The record is from RefSeq and is a predicted model, not a curated record.
AGCAGCAAAACUUGCGCCUUGCUGAUAGAUUCGAGGGGAGUUGGUCUCUCAACCGCGAGCCAUGUACCUGGACCAGACCGGGCGAGGAAAGUGGAGCUUCCGAAGAGUCGCCGGAAUAGUGAAAACUAUCUGCGGGAUGAACCUGGUGUUAAAGAGAUACUUACAUAAAGACAAGGUGAUACGAUGGGUAGCUCAUCAUCGGACAAGAAAAUCAGACAUUGACAAGGAAUUACUUUUCAACAUCCACAACUUUACAAAAACCAAAAAUGAGAGUGAUUCUUCAAAGCUGAAGAGCCUGCUUUCUGUACUCCCUCAUGAACGGACCGCACAUGGGAUUUCACUGGUACAAACACUUCUACAUAAGAACCAGGCAUUUCAAUGCAUGCCCCAUAUUGUCCAACUGGAGAUUUGCCAAGCUGCAGUCUAUCAGCGAUAUGAAGCUAAAACAACAGUCAUACGAAAAGGUCAUCAACCAGAAGGCUGCUAUUUUGUAGUUACUGGUAAACUAACAGCAAAAUCAAAUGAUGCCUCUUCAAUAGUUCAGAAUAGCAUCACUGAAGUUCUGAAUGAAAUUGAAGAAGGUGACUUGUUUGGGGAUGCAGUGCUUUUAACCAACACAAAGAGACCCACUACAGUUUUGUGUAAGACUACUGCAGAGCUGCUGCUAAUAAACAAGGAGGACUUUGAAUCCAUAUUGGCCAGAAUUCUUGAACAGCGGUAUAGUGUGAUCACAGAGUUACUAGGGUCACACCCGAUUUUUGCAUCAUGGACAAUAGAAAAACUGACAUUGCUUUCCCACAGUUCCCUGCUGCGGUAUUACAGAUCAGGAACAGCAGUUGUCCCAGAAAGCUGCAACUCUGCAUUUAUAGUCAUUGUUAAAUCUGGUCGGUGUCACAUAGUGACAAAUCUCAGAAUGGAUCAUCAUGGAAAAGAUCAGACCCAGCGACUGCGGUCAAAAAAAUCAACCAAGGAGCUUUCUAUGCUGACUUCAUUGGAGAAGGAAACAAAGUCCACAGGAAAAUCUCUACAGAGCCUCGAAGAACAACUUUCCAUCAGUGCGAGUGGAUCAGAACGAGACAUGAGCCGAGAGCAAUCUGCGUCCUUCACAACAAUAUCAAUAAACCACAUCCCAGAGGACACAAACAAAGGACUCGAAGAUUUGGAACCUUGCAAAGAAGAGUAUUUGGAUGAGUCACCUUCAUUUAGAUUUGUGCAGUCUACGCCUCAGAUAACUAUCACAACUGUGGAAGAAGGCAUUGAGACUCAAGAGGCCACCAAACCCUCUGCAGGUAAUAAUGAAGACCAAGAGCAGAAUAAAGAAAGAAAAAAGAUUCUGCCUAACUCUUCACGAGAGUAUCGUCGAUCAACGUUUGUGAAAAUAGCACAAUUGGAACAGGGAGGCAUUUUUGGACUGACGGAUAUUCCUGGCAGUGCUUGCGAACUACGAUUAAGCUUGGUUAGUGGUGGAGCUGAGUGUAUUUUCAUCCCAAGGAAGCUGUUCUUGGGAGAAGCCACAGAAAGGUCAAGGCAAGUUGCAUUGGAGCUGGUGGAUACGUACCCGAAUGAGCAGGUUAUUAGAGAGAACUUCACCAGAGAGCAAGAAUGGAGCUUGUACAAGGCUCGACUCAUCAGGGACGUGCUAAGCAGCCGUGCAAAGCAGACCUCUGGUUCUGUCAAUUUAGGAACAACAAGCUUCUAAUUUGUUUUUAAUUGCCAUGCGCCAACAAGGCUACUAAUUUACACUCAAGUUACCAUUUUAGUUACUUAAUUUAUGAACCAUAAAAUAGGCAAUGUGACACCCAUUUCUCAGAUCAUUAAAUAGUGGACACACUUCAGACAUGUUGUGAAAGGACCCGCUCCUAAAAGUUAGGAUCUUCACAUAUCAGGCUUGUACUCAUGAUUUUCCAGACCAAUUUACUGCAAUUAUCACAUUAUUUUGUUUACCAUGAUCUGUACACAAUCUUAUCUUGU